CUGGGGCUGUCUUGAGAGGGGGGAGAGCGGGCUUGAGCCUUCCCGUCGCCUCCACACGGCGCUUCGUCCUUGCCCCGCCGGCGGCCUCUGAUCCGUGGGCGUCACCCAGAGGAGUCCCUUAGGGCAGGCUGGGCGAGGGGGGGGGUCAUUACCCAGUCCAGCCCCUUUCUCCUGCACCCUGGGGCGUUCCUCACCCGCGUUGCUACCGCGUUAUUGUCUCGUCGUCUCUAAAGUUAACUCCAUGGCUACCCCCCGCGCCGGGCUGCUGGCCGCCGGGGAUGCCUCUCAGGGCGGGCGUGUUGUGGGCAGCGGUGUUGGCAGGAGGCGCGGAGCGUCUGCCCGGUGUGCGCUGGCAAAGCCCCGGCUGCUGUGUGGCGUCUGCGGAUAAGUUCAGGCAAAGCACCAGAAUGAAAGACAUGGACAAUAUCAAGACUAUAAAGACAGAAUGGAUGUGUAAAUCUGGAACUGAAGAUGAGAUUUUGAAUGGCAAAGAGCAAAACUGUGACUACUCUAUAGAUAACCUAUUUGAAGAAGCUCAGAAGGUUGGUGAUAUAUAUAUGCCCACAACUACAGUCAAGGACCAGGUUGAUGUAAUCAUUAAACUUUGGAAAAAUGGAUUUACAGUAAGUGACGGUGAACUUAGGAGCUACACUGAUGUUGCAAACCAGCAGUUCUUGGACUGCAUUAAAAAAGGGGAACUGCCUUUUGAGCUACAAAAAGUUUUUGAUAAGGAGGAGGUAGUUGUGAAAGUGGAAGACAAAAAAGAUAAGGUGUAUCUGUCGUCGAAAAAGCCAGUAUUUCAUCCCUUUUCUGGACAUGGUUACAGAUUAGGAAGUGCUACUCCAAGGAUAAUCUCCAAAGAAAGAGAUGAUCAUCAAGGACUUGGCAACAGACAACACCUGCCAUUAGUACCCUUAAAUGAUUUGGAGCCUAUCACUAAGAUCCAGAUCUGGCUAGCUGAUGGGGAAAGAAUAAUUCAGAAAUUCAAUGUUUCUCACAGAAUAAGCCAUGUUAGAGACUUCAUAAUGAAGUAUCAAGGAUCAGAGGGAAGUGUUCCCUUCAUACUGACUACUUCCCUGCCAUUUAGAGUGCUGCAGGAUGAGACACUCACACUAGAGGAAGCAAAGCUGCAAAAUGCUGUUGUUGUUCAGAGACUUCAGAAAACAACUGAGCCUUUCAGACUCUCAGUGACAAAAGCACCUGACAAUGACCAUAAACCUUCUGCUACACCUAAUGGACAGCUCAAGAAUGAGAAAAAAAACACCAUCAAAAGUGCAAGAUCAAAUUAGCUUUUAACUGGCCAUAAACUACAUACAAAUGGAACUAGACAGAACCAAAAAUGUAACCAGCAAUACCUAGAUGCAGUCUCAUCCUCGCAUACUGUGCUCUUAGAGAGCAAAAUGUGUGCUGUGCUAUAAUCUACAUAAUACAAGUCUUCAACUAAAUUUGGUGGUCAGAGCCUGGCUAUAUAAUGUAUCAGAGGUAACUGUACAACAGGUUAUCCUUAGAGUUUCCUUAGAUAGAAAUCUUAGUUCUUUGAGUGGUGUAUUUAAGUGGAACAGUUUUCUGAAACUUAAUUACUACUGAUAGCACCUUUUAAGGUAAAAUACUACUUUUUUUUUUGCACUUUGGACUAAAGUGAAACUGAACUGAUUGGUUUCACUUAUAUUUCAGUGUAAGCUGCUGCAGUUUACAUUCUUCUCACUGGAACUUUUAGGUAACAGAUGCAGGGAGGUUCACAUCUGAACACUUAACUAACUUGAAAGUCUUCGAUAUCAGUAUCUUCAGGAUUUAACUUCUGUCACAAAAUCUGCAGUGUUCUAUCCAGUCUUCACAUGGUGGAGGUGCACGUGCAAGAGAUAACAAUGAGAUAGUAUGGUGCAUACUGCAUAUGAAGUGCCUCAGUAAGCUCUGAAGGAACUAUUACCAGUGGCUGAAGUGGUUUCUCUCUCUUUUCUGCUGAUACAGACAGGGUGAUGUUACACUACCUAGCUCACUAGAAUAGAGAUCCACUUUUAGCCUUGCACACAAACUUCAGAUUUUCUGGAAAUGAUGAUACAGGAAUAGUGAUAUAAAGACACAGUUGUUUUUGCACUUAAUGUCUGCCUCUAUCCUCAACUUGCUAGCUCAUUGAGACACUACUUACAUAUGGUCAAGUUUCAAAGAUGUUAUGUGAAAACUUAGAUUUCUUCCCCCAUUUCCAUCCAAAUAUUUUGCUGUUCGUGUACUUGAGGUAUAAAAUUUGUAGCCAACUAUUCCAUGUUUUGUUAAAGGAGAAAUCAACUUAAAGACUAAGUAUUUUCUACUGGGUUUGCUUUAAAAAGUAUGUGGCUUUGUGAAUGGAACUAGAGUCUCUAGGUAAGACUUACCUUGGGGCCUUUAAUGAGUGCUGCCUGGUUUGUAAUACCUAUGCAAAUAGAUGAUUGUUGCAGUUGUAUUUUUGCAUGGGUAAAUGAAAAAUGGGUUUAGGACUUUCUAAUUUUGUUCUAAGUAGAAAAUUACUUAAUUGGAAUGACUUGAAUUCCAUCUAAAAGUUGUGUUUAUUCAAACCAGGGAUUAUUUUACUUCAUUUCCAGGAAUGUGUAACUGUUUUGCUUCAGCAUUUCUCCUGGUAUGUUUGAGGGCAUUGCAAUACAGGUCAGCUGCACGAAUAGUAGCUAUUCAAUAUAUUUAGAGAGCAAAUCUCUGAAAAUUGUGCAGUUAACUGUUUUCACUGUUGUAAACUUGCUGUACUACUGUGUCAUUUAGGUUUAGUAGCAAAUAAUACAGCUGAAUUUUCUUUGCUCUUGGACUACCUCCUCUGCUAUAUGGAAAGCCUACAAGAUCUCUAGUAGUAAGAAGUGUGCAGAAAAAUGCACUGGAAAAACUGAAGAAAGAAGUCGCCCACAGAUACAGAUCCAACCCUCAGGCUGCAGAGCUUUUUGAGCAGAGAAUUUUAUUAAUCGGUGCUUUUGAAUUUGUCCUAAUAUAAAACUAUUAGGAAACACCACGUGCUUGAUUGUAAGCUCAAUUAUUCUUAUCUAAAAAGUGUAUGAAAUGUCAAAGUAGCUGUAUGUGAUUCCUGCAUUUGCAACAUUGAAAUUCAAGGAAACAAUUACUGUAAGGUUGAUUGAAAUUGAAGGGGGAGAAGGGAUAAAAUUUUAAGGUAGAUAAAUGCAUUUUCCUUUUAUCAAAAAGUCAUGGGUUUGGAAAGGACCAGUAUUUGUAUUUCAGUGUUGAUUCAUGUUGGCUACAAGUAUUUUAAGAGGCUGGAUAACUUGGUUCUGUCUGUCUCUAUAUUAUGCUUUACUGAAAUCAGCUGUUUCCGGCUACAGCUUUGGUCUACUCGACACUUUCAAACUGCAAAUAUACACUCAUGAUCUUAAUUACAAAAUGAGAGCAAAUUUUUAAAACGUCAAGAGUGAUGCUGUACUAAUUCCAUGUUAGACUAGAAAAUGCUUUUUUAAAAAGGCAACUGUGAUUGGAUAAUUUAUUUCCUAAUUUCGACAAAAUCUUUGGAAUAUAUACAGGGCUUUCCCAAAUGGAAUUGAUCUCAGUCAAUUUAUAAAAACUGAUCUAGCUACCUAUAAUGUCUGCUAAUCCCUUGCUCAGUGCUAUAGACAGCUAGUGUGCUUUAGGCAAACAACAGUAAAACUAGCUUGCUCAAUGCUUGAGUUUGUGAAGCACAGAAAAGACUAUCAGUGUCUCUUCAAAUGCCUUCACUCUUGUGAGUAAAGCCUGUGUAUUAACAUAAUUUACAGCAAAAUUGAAAUAUCCUAAAAAGAACAAAGAAAUAUUUUCUGUAGUUUUUUCAUAAAUGAAGAAACAUGAAGAUGCAGAUAAUGAAGAUUUAAUGUGUUAUGAGGACAUACGCAGAGAAAAUGAAGAACCUCAACUCUGAAUUUGAAUGUUACCUGCAUAUCUUCUAGCUUGGCAUUUCAGAACAAAUUAUGUAUUGAGGACAGAGCCGGUCCUGCCCUGUUUUGAAGCCCACCUGGUCUCAGCCUUUAGGGGACACUUUGGAGCCUGAAAGCUGCAGAAAGUUUUCAACAAGUUCCAUUUGUUUUUCAGCAAUUCCAGUUUGCAUUGCAAGUCUGUUUUUUUAUGAGCUUAAGUGGCUUCUUCUUUCAGAAUUUUGCAAAUUUGCUGUAAUUAUUCAUGUCAAAUGAGGUUGCACAGGAUUUAUGUAUCAGUGCUUCAUAACAUAGUUUGCAGUGGGUGUCCAGAACCCCCCCAGUGCCCUGUCAUUAGCAAAGCUCUUUGAGUUGAGCCCAGCAGCCCUGUGCAUAAGGUAAUUCAUAAUCUUCCCAAGAUGAGCAGAUCUGAGUUCUCCUGUGCUUCCUGGCUUGUUUUUAAACCCUCUCCUCUCAGGUUGAUUUGCUGUUGAAACAAUUCGUACUUCAAAAUGCAAUGCAUUUUUUUUUUCCCCCUCCGAUGCUGAGGAUGCUCCCAAGACCAUUUUCCUCAGGGCAAAGUGGUGGUGGUGAACAGGCACUGCCUCAAGAGCGGUGCCAUCUCCAGAGCCUUUUGAGAGCAGCAGCUCCAGCUCCUCUUCCCACAGCGUGCAGAGCUCCUGGGUCAAGUGUGGUUUCUCUGCGAUCUCGUUGCCAUUGACAGAAGGCAGCGUUGCUGGCUGCCGCCGUUAUAAAUUCAUAUAAAUUAAA
Molecule: messenger RNA, 4643 nt
Organism: Calypte anna (Anna's hummingbird)
Lineage: Eukaryota; Metazoa; Chordata; Aves; Apodiformes; Trochilidae
Gene: UBXN2A
Product: UBX domain protein 2A
Exons: 7
Coding region: 279-1289 (336 amino acids)
Biological process (GO): autophagosome assembly; Golgi organization; nuclear membrane reassembly
Cellular component (GO): cytosol; nucleus
Molecular function (GO): ubiquitin binding
Source: RefSeq, a predicted model, not a curated record